Molecule: messenger RNA, 1122 nt
Organism: Pieris napi
Lineage: Eukaryota; Metazoa; Arthropoda; Insecta; Lepidoptera; Pieridae
Product: protein FAM136A-like
Exons: 5
Coding region: 117-560 (147 amino acids)
Cellular component (GO): cytoplasm
Source: RefSeq, a predicted model, not a curated record
UGUAAUCUGUAUUCUGUGGAGCCAGGAACCGAGGACGAAAGGUUGAGAGAUAAAAAAACUUUGCAAGUUGUUUUGUAUAUUUUUCUUUUUUAUAUAAAACAAAGUUUUGGUUCACAAUGGUUGAAGCCCAGAAGUAUAGAAUUGAACAAGAAAUGACCAAUAUGGUCAAUGAAUUAGACCGGAGUCAUUUGAGAAAAAUGCAGGGUGAUAUGCACAGAUGUGCUGCAAGAUGUUGUGAUGACCCAAAUUCCUCAUUAGAAAGAGUCCAUGGCUGUAUAGAAAACUGUACCUCAUCACUCAAUCAGGCUAAUAAUUAUGUUCAGAAUGAAAUCAAUGUCCUACAAAACCGACUCCAGAGGUGUGUUAUGGACUGCAAUGAUUCCGCAAGAGACAGACUUGGGCCAGAUCCAAGCCAGGAAACGAUUGACAAAUGCACGAUAGAUUUCGAGAAAUGUGCAGUGAAAUGUGUUGACAAGCACAUAGGUUUGAUUCCAAGCAUGUUGAAAACAAUGAGAAAAGUUCUGGCGAGUGGGAAACCUCCCCCAGCUAGAUCGGAAUAAAAAUAUUUUUAUGUAGUGUAUAAAGAGUAUAGCAGAUACACAUUGACAAGGCAUCAGGUUUACUUUUACAUAAUAAUUUGUUAGCGUUUCUGCUAUAGUUCAACUUGGAUGAAAAAUCUUAAUAUAAAGAAUGUCACUUACGUUUUCAAUUACUCUAUGCCAUGUUGAAUUAGUUGCCUUGUGUUCUUCUGUCUGAAUUAUAAAUCAUAACCAAUCAACUCCAAAAUCUAUACAAGUUCAAUGACCACUGCCUUCUACCUCUAACAAAAAAAAUUGCAUUUAUUUUAUACUUAUGUUGCCCAGGUUAAGUUAAGAGUUACAUAUAAAAUCUAUGUAGAACUUGAUAAAAAUAAAACAAUGUACAGCCGCUACCACCUGUUGUACAGGAUUUUGAAUAUUUAAAACUAAGUUCCUCUUGGUCUACUAAGCUUGCCUUUACACACAUAAUUUUCUGUAUGUAACUUACUGUUUUGUGACCUUAAUAGAAAAAGUGUUAAAAAAAACCAAAAUCAUUAUUGUUACUGUAAACAUUUUGUAAAUAUAUGUUUGUUUAGUUUAGAAA